Molecule: messenger RNA, 2267 nt
Organism: Armigeres subalbatus
Lineage: Eukaryota; Metazoa; Arthropoda; Insecta; Diptera; Culicidae
Product: glucose dehydrogenase [FAD, quinone]-like
Exons: 4
Coding region: 338-2176 (612 amino acids)
Molecular function (GO): flavin adenine dinucleotide binding; oxidoreductase activity, acting on CH-OH group of donors
Source: RefSeq, a predicted model, not a curated record
ACAGAACAUGAAGCAAAACGCAACUCGGAUGCCUACGGCCAGCGGUAAUCGGAACGGCAAAGUGGAAGUGGCUUAAUGUGUACCGCAUCGAUCAUGUUGCUGAUUCAGUUCUUCAACGGAGCUAGUUAAAAUGCAUAUGCGAUUCGCAACUUCAGACGCCUGCCAGCUUAACAGUCUUCAGUGAAACGGCAUCGCGAUUGGAAGGAUAUUAAAUAAAGUGCAACCGUGGUUUGUUUGUGCGAUCAGUGAUUUGCCAAAUAAUAGCACACUUCGUGACCAGUUUGGAUUAAACACGUGUUUUCCAGUGAGGAUAACGAUACGCAAUCGCGUAAUUUCAAUGAUGAGACUAUCCUUGGUGCCAUUUUUCCUCAUCAUCCAUCUUGCGUGCCCGCAAAUGCCAUUUGAAACCAUUUUCGAUGACAUCAGCUUUCUGUUUCUGUACGGCAACCGAUCGUCUCGCAUCCCAGAUACGACCUCGUUCCUGAAAGAGUAUGACUUCAUCGUCAUCGGCGCCGGUUCUGGGGGAUCUGUAAUGGCAAACCGGCUCAGUGAGAAUCCCAGCUGGAACGUGCUACUGCUGGAAGUGGGAAAAGAGGAAAACUUUCUGGUCAAUGUGCCACUGACUGCUGGUUUAACAACCGCCACCAAGUUUAGUUGGGGCUAUCGCUCAGCUCCAAUGCAAAAUGCGUGUAAGGGUCUGGAAAAAGGCGUUUGUUACUGGCCCAAAGGAAGAGGCUUGGGUGGAACAAGUCUUAUAAAUUUCCUCCUCUACGGCAGAGGACACGAGCGAGAUUACGACGAGUGGGAACAAAACGGCAACUAUGGUUGGAGCUACAAGGACGUCGUAAAGUACUUUGAAAAGGCAGAAAUAAUAAAAGGUCGAGAAAAUAAUUCUCAGGGAUACGUACACAUCGGGCAAAGUUCUUUCGAGACUCCAAUGUUAAGGCGUUUCAUUGAAGCUGGAAAAUCAUUGGGAUACAAUGAAAUCGACCCCAAAGCGUCGAUUCAGCUUGGUUUCUAUAAAGCACUAGCAACCAUGAACAAUGGAGAGCGUUGUAGUGCAUCCAGGGCUUACCUUAGACCUGUUGCAGGCAGACCAAAUUUGCACAUAUCGAUGAAAUCAUGGGCUACCAAAAUUUUAAUUGAUUCCCAAACGAAGGCAGCAUAUGCCGUAGAAUUCACGAAAGAUAAAAAGCGUUAUCAAAUAAAAGCUACAAAAGAAGUGAUACUCUCAGCAGGAGCUAUAGGAUCCCCUCAGUUACUCAUGCUAUCCGGAGUUGGUCCCAAAGAACAUCUUGAAUCUCUCGGUAUUCCUGUCAUUCAAGAUUUAAAGGUUGGAUAUAAUCUCCAGGAUCAUGCAACGCUUUCCGGAUUGGUGUUCACUGUUAACAAACCUGUCACCAUUCGUGAACAGGACAUGAGACAACCUGAGCAUAUUUUGAACUACAUAUUCAAUCGGCAGGGACCGUUCACGGUGCCAGGUGGAGCGGAAGGCAUCGCGUUCGUGAAAACCAAAGAUUCUGAUUUGCCAGCCGACUAUCCGGAUAUGGAGCUGGUGCUGGGAACCGGUGCUCUGAACAAUGACGAAUCCGGAUCCCUUCGACAUACCUUCGGAAUGACGGAGGAAUUCUACAGAAAAACUUUCGAAUCAGCAAGGGGACGCCAUGCCUUCGGGAUCGCACCGGUGUUGAUGCGUCCUCGCAGCCGUGGGCGGUUAUAUUUGAAGAGUACAAAUCCUUACCGCUGGCCCCAGAUGGAGGGAAGAUUUUUCGAUCAUCCGAAGGAUAUGUCUACAAUGAUUGAGGGUAUCAAGCUAGCGGUAAGGAUCGGAGAAGCGAAGAGCUUUGCUCCAUACGGGGCAAAGCUAUUAGAGGCGCCAUUCUUUGGGUGUGAGAAGGAAGAGUUUCGAAGUGAUGCUUAUUGGAAGUGCUGUUUGCAACAGGUUGGAGCCAGCAUUCAACAUCAGUCUGGAACGUGUAAAAUGGGCCCAUCAAGUGAUCCUGAAGCAGUUGUCAAUCCAGAACUGCAGGUGUAUGGCAUUCAGAACCUGCGGGUUGUGGAUGCUUCUAUAAUGCCGUUCUUGCCGGCAGCUCAUACCAAUGGAGUGGUUUACAUGAUAGGAGAGAAGGCUGCUGAUAUGGUGAAGAAGGCUUGGGCCAAUAAGGUUGAUAGUUGAUGAGCUCUCGAUGUUAUUGAAGUCCAGGUGAACAUUUCUUUAAUUUCUAGUCAUUAAAGGUAAUUGUAAAUACAUAGUAUGUUGCAUCUGU